AUGGCGGUGACUGAUGGUAUCAUGUUGCUCGGGUCUGAGCUGGGCUUCGGCGUGAACGCGUUCGUGGGCGGCCUUGUGGGAAUCCACCUGCUGGCGCUAGUGUGUAGCUUUAUUACUCUGCCCCAAUCUUAA
Molecule: messenger RNA, 132 nt
Organism: Phytophthora infestans T30-4
Lineage: Eukaryota; Oomycota; Peronosporomycetes; Peronosporales; Peronosporaceae
Exons: 1
Coding region: 1-132 (43 amino acids)
Source: RefSeq, a predicted model, not a curated record